Molecule: messenger RNA, 1499 nt
Organism: Pistacia vera
Lineage: Eukaryota; Viridiplantae; Streptophyta; Magnoliopsida; Sapindales; Anacardiaceae
Exons: 9
Coding region: 50-1060 (336 amino acids)
Source: RefSeq, a predicted model, not a curated record
UUUUUUUUUCCUUUCCUCCAAUCUCUGUGAAAAUUUUCGGUCCAAAGCAAUGGCGAAGAAGACAACCCAGAUGAAAAAGAGGGAGAAACUGAAGCAAAUUGAUAACAUACCAAAAUAUUCUCAAAAACCCAGAAGCCCUGCACUCAAACGUCGCCGUACUGACUUCUCUGUCUUCUCCUCCUCCUAUUCUUCUUCUCUUUGCAAUUCAGGUUACUUACUGGGGCAAUCAUCUGUUAGAGAUGGAUUGUCCAGUGGCACUAUAAGUAGUUCAGCUGACAAGCAGGACCAUGGGAAAAUGUUGCAUGAGCUUCCUUUUGUUCACUUCUGCAAAUACCAGGGUCAAGGAGCCGGAUUAUUUUCUAAAUUCUAUGAAGCUCCAGUAAUGGAAGCAGAAUCAGUUGUCCGUAAUGCAGUAAUUGACCUUUGUGGUGACAGGAAACUUGGCAAAGAAACAAAUGAUAAUGUAGAGAUAUUGGAAUUUACCCCAAAUAGAUCAGAGGUUAUGGAAAGAAAUGGAGUUUGCUUAACUCCUGGAAAUGUGGUAUGGGCUAAAACAGCUUGCGAGAUGUGGUGGCCUGCUGAAAUCAUUGAAGAGAAAUCCCCUUCUACUGAUUCAACAAAUCAAGGGAGUGAUGGACAUGUUUUGGUACAAUUUUUUGGGAACUUUAACAGUGCUUGGGUUGAUCCAGCUAGAGAUGUUUCAGAGCUUGAGGAUUGCUUUGAAGAAAGGUGCUGCAACUCUACGGAAAAUUUUCAAGAUGCUUUAAAACAAGCAUUGUUACAGAGGAAGGAACAUAUAAGUUCAUGCCAACAGUUUCUCCAAAGCCCUGAUGGGUCCAAUCUCUCAGAUCGGCAAGACCAGUUGUCUGAUAAAUGGACUUCAUCAACUUCUAGUGGAAUGGUUACCAAUCUCCCUAAAAGAGGUGAAGAGAAGAGAGAAAGGAAGCGAAAAAUUCACUUUGAUGAGGUGACAUUUCCUCUAAAAUCUACAAGGAAGAUCCGCAGGUUAAAGAUAAUGCGGUACCUUGGUCUCAUAGCUCCAGUUGGUUCUCCAUUUUAACAUUACACACAGUAACAUAAAAAAAUUUCCUUUCUUAGUCAAUUGUUUGUUAUCAGUUGUAGCAAAUAGGUUGUAUACAGAUGAGCAGUUUUGUAGGUGAAGAAAGUUUCAUCCUUAUUCAUCUUUAUCCAAUGCUCUUUACUCCAUGUUUAUAUUAGUCCAAUAUAUAUAUAUAUAUAUAUAUAUUUGGAUAAACCCGAUAAUUGUAUAGAAAGAAGAAAGAAUACAGUCUAGGAGAGGGGGCUUCCGCUCCCCUACAAGCUAAACAAACACCUUGGACAGGCCCAAGGGUUCAGCAAAACGAAAGUCCGGAGACACAAGGAUAUACAAUCCUAAACAAGCAAGCCCAAAACAAAAACAAGGCCUAGCAAAAACAAAGCCCUACAAAUCUAUACAAGCUGCAUGAUGCAACCCCAAAAGAAUCAGACCACAACCGGCA